Molecule: messenger RNA, 1156 nt
Organism: Cornus florida
Lineage: Eukaryota; Viridiplantae; Streptophyta; Magnoliopsida; Cornales; Cornaceae
Product: glycine-rich protein 2
Exons: 1
Coding region: 125-781 (218 amino acids)
Molecular function (GO): zinc ion binding; nucleic acid binding
Source: RefSeq, a predicted model, not a curated record
CCACAAGACAGAAGUUGGAGAGAGAGAGAGAAAGUGAGACAGAGAGAGGGAGUAGGGUUGGGUUGGGUUUGCUCUCUCGCUCCGAGUUAGGGUCUUUUGUGAAGAGGGUUGGAUUUGGGUUUCAAUGGAGGAGGGAGGUAACAGCAGAAUGAAGGGGGUGGUGAAGUGGUUCAACGAUCAGAAGGGUUUUGGCUUCAUCACUCCUGACGAUGGCGGUGAGGAUCUCUUUGUUCACCAGUCAUCCAUCAGAUCCGAGGGCUUUCGCAGUCUCGGAGAUGGUGAAUCGGUCGAGUUCGUGAUCGAAUCGGGCGGUGACGGACGUACCAAAGCUGUCGACGUCACCGGUCCAAACGGGGAGAACGUUCAGGGGAGUACCCGUGGCGGUGGCGGAGGAGGCGGUAGCGGCGGAAGAGGUGGUUCUGGUGGUGGGUAUGGUGGAGGUGGAGGUUAUGGCGGUGGAGGUGGAAGUAGAGGUGGACGUGGUGGAGGUGGCAGCUACGGCGGUGGAGGCGGAGGUUAUGGAGGCGGUGGAGGCGGUUAUGGAGGCGGCAGCGGCGGCUAUGGAGGUGGAAGUUACGGCGGCGGAGGCGGCGGUAGUAACGCUUGUUUCAAGUGUGGCGAGACUGGACAUAUGGCGAGGGACUGCUAUCAGGGCGGCGGCGGUGGCGGUGGCGGGGGGAGUUAUGGCGGCCGAGGCGGAGGUGGCGGCGGAGGCAAUGGUUGCUUCAACUGUGGGGAGGAAGGGCAUUUUGCCCGAGAAUGCCCCCACCCUUCUGGCUGAAAUGGGUGAAAAAAGCAGGGGUAAAUGUGUCGUUUCACGUUUUACUCCUCUCUUUUGCUCCUAGUAUUAGUUUUACAGUUAUUAAGCUUGUGGAUGGUGAACCAUAUGAAAUCUUUGUUUUGUGGGUGUUACUGUCAUCAUAUGGCCACCUCUUUAAAUAUGUUCUCGUGUCUGCUUUGUUAGUCUUUUGACGGAUAUGGUGAUUGUAUUUUCUCUUCUCUCUUAGGUAUUAUGUUUGUGGUAUGGUAGUUUAAAGAAGACGAUUUAAGAGAGCUUUAGGGUUUGCUUUAUCUGUGGUCUCUCUCUAGUCAUAUAUAUACACACAUGUAUAUGUAUACAUGUUGGUUUUAUAUCAAUGAACUGGGUUUUUCGUAA